AUGGUGCGGCGGCGGGGCGACCUCGACUGUCCUGUCGAUCGAGGUUUCGGGUGCGACGCGAAACAAGAGCGAACCCCAGACUACCAGCAGCAGCAGCAGCUGGUAGGUGGCGCUUCCACGCAGUCCACGACGACCGUGGGUGGACGCGAGAGUCGGGCAUCGGCGGUGAGCAGCAGCAGCAAGCGGUACCGCAAGAAGCGCUCAGACAGGGACAGGGACAGGGACCGAGGCACGACGACGACGAUGACGAGUCGGGACUGGGAUCAUGAUGGCAGCAAUAAUACCAAUCAUCAUCAUCGAGGAGGUGGUGGUGGUGGUGGUGGUGCAGGCCACCUGGGGAACAACAAUAAGAGCAGGUCCCAGUCACUGACCCGCUACGCCGCCAACAACAACAACAACGACUCUCCAGGCUCGGCUGGCUCGCUCCAGUCCCUGGCAGCCUACGACGAGACCGAGUUCGUCAACUGGACGGACCAUGACAUGGACGUGUAUGUGGCCCGCAACGCCACGGCCCGACAGCACGUGGGUGUGGGUGCAGGCGGCCGACUCGGCCAACACCCGCGCCACUACCAGCAGCAGCAGCAGCAGCAACAACAACAACGCCACUGCGAGGACAUGUCCGACUUUGACAUGUGAUGAUGAUGAUGAUGAUGAUGAAGGAAGGACGAAGGAGUGAGCGGCAUGGAGCGACAUCUGAACACCCGAGUAAACAAACUCCCUGUGCUGCUGUGAGACUGUGUUUCAUCCGAGUCGCGAUACAAGUCCUGCUCAUUAUUUGUCUGUCUGUCGUGUCAAUCGCAUAUCCUCGUCCUUGAUGCUCAUUAUGAUGAUUUCUCAUAGUUGUACUGUACUUGUAUAUGAUGGCGCAUCACAUCAUCAUCAUUACUGCUGCUGUUGUUGCAAAAAUUUGAUUAUUGCUUCUCUGCUGCCCAAUUUCAUCUGCUGCAUUGUAUGAUUAUUGUCUGCUGCUGCUUUACCUCGUGUCCUUUCAAUAAUAAUCAGCAAUAAAUCACCUAUACUCACACAGCAUAUACAGUACAGUAUGUUCUUUCUGCUGCAUAUGUCCCUUAAUCUAUACCCAAGUUCUCCUGCUGGUCUCUAUAUAUCUAUGUGUACAGAGCUGCACACAUCAAAGUCUCAUCAAACCCCCGCCAAAUGAAAAGACAUGCCUU
Messenger RNA from Notodromas monacha, 1172 nucleotides. Lineage: Eukaryota; Metazoa; Arthropoda; Ostracoda; Podocopida; Cyprididae. The record is from the annotation of a GenBank genome assembly.